Messenger RNA from Truncatella angustata, 1623 nucleotides. Its product is annotated as putative O-methylsterigmatocystin oxidoreductase. Lineage: Eukaryota; Fungi; Ascomycota; Sordariomycetes; Amphisphaeriales; Sporocadaceae. The record is from RefSeq and is a predicted model, not a curated record. Gene Ontology annotation, molecular function: oxidoreductase activity, acting on paired donors, with incorporation or reduction of molecular oxygen; iron ion binding; heme binding. The coding region runs from base 1 to 1623 and encodes 540 amino acids. The transcript is spliced from 2 exons.
AUGAUAGAUAGCCACGAAUUCUCGCAAAACUCCAGAGUUGUCUUCUGGGCCGUCGCACUGACGGUAUUCUUCUUCAUAAUAUGGCUCCGCCGCGAUCGCAGAUUGGACAAGAUGCCCGGGCCUGGAGGUUUCCGGCUUAGCCUCCCCGCGAAGGUGCAUAUUGACUUUCGAGAUUGGGCUUCCAGAUAUGGGGAGGUUUUCAAGCUGCGUGUGGGCGUUUAUAACUGGGUCGUUAUCAACAGCCCUCAAGCAAUGCACGAGAUCUUGAACAAACAGUCCAUGAAGACGUCUUCCAAGAUGCCGGCACCCAUGGGUCAUGACGUCGUGGCGGGUGGAAUGCGCAUGUUUACCUUGGAAUAUGGAACCAAAUGGCGCACAUAUCGCACCAUUACGCACCAGCUUCUCUCAGCCACUAUGAUCUCUACGUUUUUACCGAGCCAAGAGUUCGAAACUAAGCAGCUGCUCUUUGAUCUAGCCACAAAGAAUACAGAUCAACUAGAAUUUAACAUGCAUAUACGCCGUUUCGCGUUCAGCAUCGUCAUGACUAGCACAUACGGCUUACGUGUGACUGACUGGGACAACGAAGACGUUCAUCACGCUUUGGAGAGCGCCCGCAUUCUAGGCAAAAUUACUCGAGCUGGCGGUUUUGUAGUGGAUGAAUUGCCGAUUUUAGCACGUUUACCAACAUGGAUGCAGCCGGGUAGGAGGCAGGCCGAAAACUAUGCAAAGCCGUUGCUUCAUGCCAAGAUGCAGCUCUGGCGACGGCUGGAGAAGCAGGUGGCUGCAGGAACAGCGCCGAUCUGCUACGCACGUGAGCUCAUGGAGAACAGCGACUCAUGGCGCAAGCAAGGGUUGACCGACGAGGAUGCGGCAUGGAUAGCUGGCGGCAACGUUGAGGCGGGUUCUACCACGACGUCGGUUACGCUACUGAGCCUACUGCUGCACUUGAUUGCGCGCCCGCACGUGCAGAAAGCAGCUCACGACGAGGUCAUGCGAGUUGUGGGACCGGACCGCACGCCUGUAUACGACGAUAUUGAGAAAAUGCCUUAUAUCCGUGCCUGCACAAAGGAGGUUUUGCGCAUGCAUCCCACACCGUUCUGGGGGAUUAAGCAUUACGCAGAUGCCGACGUGGUGUACAAGGACUAUGUCAUCCCCAAGGGCACCGUACUCCUCGGGAACACGAGCUUCAUACACUAUGACCCAGAGCGGUAUGAUGAACCAUCCGACUUUCGACCGGAGCGCUACCUGAAUUACCCCAAGUACAGUUCCGAGUAUGCCAACCAGAGCGAUCCUUAUGCCCGCGACCACUUCACCUUCGGCAUGGGCCGCCGUAUCUGCCCAGGAGCUCGCCUCGCUGAGAACUCCCUCAACCUCGCUCUGGCAAAUCUUAUAUGGGCCUUCGAGCUCCACCCUCCCGCAGAGGCCAAGCGUGUUGAUAUCAGCGAUGACGCCUGGGAGGACACGAGCUUUCGCGGCCCCAAACCCUUCGCCGCGCGGUUCGUACCCCGGGCGAAUGACAGACUGCGCUUGAUUGAGCGUCAGUGGAAAAAAGCAAAAGAGGAAGGAUUUGUGCUUAGAGGGCAAAAGGUGGAUGUAAAUGGUAUUGUUACGGGUCGAAGCUAG